This is a messenger RNA of Phlebotomus papatasi, 1554 nucleotides long. It is a transcript of the gene isoQC, whose product is annotated as glutaminyl-peptide cyclotransferase. Bases 212 to 1216 code for a protein of 334 amino acids. The record is from RefSeq and is a predicted model, not a curated record. Lineage: Eukaryota; Metazoa; Arthropoda; Insecta; Diptera; Psychodidae. Gene Ontology annotation, molecular function: zinc ion binding; glutaminyl-peptide cyclotransferase activity. The transcript is spliced from 2 exons.
UUACACAUAGGACAACAUGAGAAUCGCAGUAACAUGAAGUGCCUAAGGCCUUACUCUGGCCAGUCGAUGUUCAGUCUCCCCUGAGUUUUCUGUGAUGUGUUCGCUUUGUGCGAAAUAAAAAGUUUCCCCAUGUUUUUAGAUAAAUAUUUAGUCAUUUGCGAUUGAUUUGUGAACGCCAGUUAGACCGUGAGUGCUGUAGAAACCUCACGCGAUGGAGGUGUCUCAUUUGCUGGGCUUUUUCCUGCUCUGUGGACUUGUGUCUGUCGAGGGUGCAAGGGGUACGGGACGUGAACCUAAACAGCUGGAAGAUCACCAGUUGCAUCGGAUCCUAAAGAGCAGUGACACAGGUCAUUUUGACCGGAUAUUCGAUGAGAUCUGCAUUCCGCGAGUCGUGGGGACACCUGGACAUGAGAAGGUGAGGAAUUUUAUGAUUGAGGAAUUGAGGGAUUUAGGAUGGACCGUAUGGACGGAUACAUUUGACGAGAAGACGCCCAAUAUGGGCGUCCUGACAUUCCACAAUAUCAUUGCUACGCCCCACAAUGCCAGCAAGUAUAUGGUCCUGGCUGCUCACUAUGACAGCAAGUACUUCCCGGAUUUUGAAUUUCUGGGAGCUACAGAUUCUGCCGUGCCAUGUGCCAUGAUUAUCAAUCUUGCACACACCUUGCACAAUGAACUGAAGCAGACUCCGGAUUCAGGAGUUGGCCUCAUGGUUGUCUUCUUCGAUGGCGAGGAGGCUUUUGAAAAUUGGUCAGAUACCGACUCCAUCUACGGAGCUCGACAUCUAGCCAAACGCUGGGAAGCAGAAGGUUUCCUGUCACGCAUUGAAAUUCUGGUGCUGUUGGAUCUUCUCGGUGCUCCAGAUCCCAAUUUCUACAGCUACUUCACGACAUCAGAAGCUCAGUACAAUCACCUGAUGAUGGGCGAAAGGCGUCUCCUGCGCACAGGAAUGCUAGACAAUUACAGCUACAGCUCCGUGGCAGCCCCAAAGCCCGCAACCUACUUCCAGCCCUACACCUGGGCAGCCAAUAUUGAAGACGAUCACAUUCCUUUCCUGCGUCGUGGAGUCCGUAUUCUCCACAUCAUUCCCAGUCCAUUCCCUCACGUCUGGCACCGUGCCACGGAUGACAAAGCUGCCGUGGACAAGGUUACCAUUGAGAAUCUCAUCAGGAUUCUCCGGCUCUUCGUGGUGGAGCAGCUGCAUCUUCGUUUCCAUUAGGGAAAGAGAAAAAGUAACUUCUGAUCAGGGUGGAAGAGACUUCAUUAAAGACAGGGUCGGUUGAUUGUUGACUGUGAAUGUUUGUCUUAUUUAUUUGACUGAAGAUUCCCACGUGUUGGCGUGAGUUUCAGCGUUAUUGAUAAUAUGUUCAGGUGCUAUCGUAGGGGAUAUUUGCAAUCUGCAAUUUGCAUUUCCUCAAAGCAAUUCUCAAGAUCGAACAAAAGUGGAUACAGGCCCUGCCCAGAAAUGUUUGUGCACCAACUGCUGAAUCAUUUUUUUUAUUUAUUCAAAGGUGAAAAUUUUAGUUUUGGAGAAAAAUAAAUAUUUGUCGAAAGAAA